Messenger RNA from Pelobates cultripes (western spadefoot toad), 467 nucleotides. The record is from the annotation of a GenBank genome assembly. NCBI's taxonomy places the organism in Eukaryota, Metazoa, Chordata, Amphibia, Anura, Pelobatidae.
AUGAGGAGAGGAGACAACACAGCGUUCGAAAAAGAAAAACCCAAAAGCACAACAAAAGAAAAUAGAGAGGCGUUCGCGGAAAAAGGAGCAACAGCCAAGCAGGCACGAAACACACAGCGAGGGAAGGUAAGUAGAAAGCAUGCGAAAAGAGAAAAACUCCCAAACGCCGAGACCCAUUCGGGAGAAAUCACAUGAAACACUGAAGAACUGAAACAGUGCAGGGGACAGACACACACCGCGAGGACGCCGAUGGAGUGCGUAACUUACGGCACGUGAAGCCGAGAAGACGUGUGGCUGAUGGCUUGGGGCAACAGGAGAGCCGGAGCUGGACCGAAACACAGCAGCGACACAGCGGAGGACAGCUGGAACGAGAGCCACGAGGAGCAGGAAAAGGACUGAAGAGGAAAGGCGACCGGAACCAGCGUCAAGCAACGCUAAGGAACGAACGGGACAGGUGGAGUGAGUAG